This is a messenger RNA of Volvox carteri f. nagariensis, 852 nucleotides long. RefSeq names its product ADP/ATP carrier protein, probably mitochondrial (gene ant2). Gene Ontology annotation, cellular component: mitochondrial inner membrane. Lineage: Eukaryota; Viridiplantae; Chlorophyta; Chlorophyceae; Chlamydomonadales; Volvocaceae. The record is from RefSeq and is a predicted model, not a curated record. The annotation marks the transcript as partial. The transcript has 7 exons. Gene Ontology annotation, molecular function: ATP:ADP antiporter activity. Gene Ontology annotation, biological process: mitochondrial ADP transmembrane transport; mitochondrial ATP transmembrane transport.
CUGUCGUCCAGUGUAUUCGCCACUGUGUUCUACCCCCUUCAUCGAGUUAAAAUCUUACUCCAAACUCAGGACAGCAAUCCGCUCAUUACGAGCGGUCAGGCAAGUCGCACCUCCGCCGCGGAUAUGUGCGCCGUACCACGACUUGUACGGGAGGGCGGUGUACGGGAGCUGUGGCGCGGCAACGGCGCCUACAUGUUGCGCCACGUGCCCUCUACGACGCUGUCCUUCGCCUUCAAGGACGCACUGCUGCGCGCGCUGCCCCACUACGACGCCUUUGAGGACCUGGGCAAGGCCGCCUUGGUGAACUUGGCUGCGGGGUUCAUAGGCGGCGCAGCGGCGCUGUUCUUCGUCUAUCCAUUGGACUUCGCGACAAUUCGGAUGGCGGCGGAGCUCCGGCAAAGCAAGAAGCGGCUGGGCGUGAUGGACACGCUGAACAGCACACAGCGGAGCGGCGGCCUGACGGCGCUUUACCGUGGUUUCGGAGUCUCAGCUGCCGCCAUCGGGGCAUAUAAGGCCCUGUACUUUGGGCUGUACGAUACCGCCUGCGCGGCCAUGGAGCAGGCGAGCUUACGAGCGGAAAUGGACAUGGCAGGUCGCGGGGAUCGGUGGGCCGCAGCUAACCUGGUCGUUGUUACGGCAUCAUCGUUGACGUAUCCGUUGGACGUUGUACGGAAGCGGUUGGUGGCGGAUACGGCGCUGGGGCCGGGGCGGCAGCAGUACAAGGGCUUCUUCGAUUGCGUCUUCAAAAUGGCGAGGACGGAAGGUCUCGGCGGCUUCUACCGCUUCUAUGCGUACGACAUGAUGCUGCGUCUGGGCGGCGGGGUCCUGCUCGUACUGUACGACGAGCUUAAG